Molecule: messenger RNA, 1724 nt
Organism: Pyrus x bretschneideri (Chinese white pear)
Lineage: Eukaryota; Viridiplantae; Streptophyta; Magnoliopsida; Rosales; Rosaceae
Product: VAN3-binding protein
Exons: 6
Coding region: 336-1511 (391 amino acids)
Biological process (GO): leaf vascular tissue pattern formation; auxin-activated signaling pathway; phloem or xylem histogenesis
Source: RefSeq, a predicted model, not a curated record
CCAAAUUCCACCAAUACUAAACCCUUACUGUUUGGUCAUCAGAAGUAGAUUUUUUUAGUGUUGGAGCAGUUCAUUUACUGUGGUUUGGUUCAACCAAACCAAUUUCUGGGAUAAUUAUACUCAUUUUCUUUUAAUCAUGUCUUAAUCUACCGUUGUGUGCUAACCUUUACCUCUGAAUUGAUCUAUAUCACAGAACAAGGACAGGCCAAAGCCAUCAAUUGUGGGGGUUUUGAUAGGAGCCCACUACCAAUGAGCACAAACAAGAAAGGCAAUUUCUGAGUAAUUAGUCAGAACAUUUGGAAAAAUCUUUCUGCAGAAAGACAUAGAAUUAAGAAAUGGAAAGUGGUUAUUUUUCAGCUUGGAAGAGUAACACCGAUUCUUUGCAUGGCUUGUUGAAUGUGGAAGAAGCCGAAGAGCUGAAAAUGGCGGCACCAUUGCCUGCGAUCCCCCAGCCACAAACCCCACAGGAGCCUAUGGAAUUCUUGUCCAGAUCAUGGAGUCUUUCAGCUUCCGAAAUUUCAAAGGCUCUUGCUCAAAAGCAAAAACAAUUUUCCGUCGAAAAAAGUCCCGAAACAUUCCCAGAAGCAACUGUUGUGCCACAGCUAGCAAGCAAGAUCAUAAAAUCUGUCAACAAUCGGAGAACGGGGUCUGUCGGAAAAUGGUUCCACCAUACGGAGUUGAGUAGUAGUGCAGUGAAGAAGAAAGACAAGGAACGGGUAGAAAGGGCGCGAGUGCAUUCUGCAGUCUCCAUUGCAGGUGUUGCUGCAGCCUUGGCUGCUGUAACAGCAGCAGAGAACUCGAAUGGUUCUGGCUCGAAAACCACCAUGGCUUUGGCUUUGGCUACAGAGUUGCUGGCAUCACAUUGCAUCGAAAUGGCUGAGUCAGCUGGCGCUGAUCAUGAUCGUGUGGCAUCUGCUGUCAGAUCAGCGGUGGACAUCCGGAGUCCCGGUGAUCUUAUGACUCUUACAGCAGCAGCUGCUACAGCUUUGCGAGGAGAAUCUGCGUUGAAAACAAGACUACCAAAAGAAGCAAGAAAGAAUGCUGCAAUUAGUCCCUAUGAUAAAGGAAUGGGUGAAAGUCCUUCGGUUGGUGCUUUUUAUAGUAAAGUGGAAGAGCAGCAAGAUCCUCCCUGUGUUGGAGAGCUACUGCAACUUACAGGAAAAGGUGUUUUACAAUGGAAGCAUGUCUCUGUGUACAUCAACAAUAAAUCUCAGGUCGUAGUUAAACUCAAACGUAAGCACGUUGGAGGAGCCUUCUCCAAGAGGAAGAAAUGUGUUGUUUAUGGAGUCUGUGAUGAGACUUCUGCCUGGCCAUACAAAAAAGAAAGGGGAAUUUCAGAGCAGGUCUAUUUCGGUCUCAAAACCGGACAGGGUCUACUGGAAUUCAAGUGCAAGAACAAGGUCCAUAAGCAAAAAUGGGUUGAUGGGAUCAAAAGCCUUGUUCGCCGAGUCAGCUACAUUGAUGAAGCUGAGCACUCUUUGGGAUUUUUAAGUAUAAGUAAUAGUAUAUGAUUCACUUCGUCACUUGUACAAGUUACCACAAAUAAAACUUUUACUAUGCAGUAUACUUCUUUUACAAGCAAGAAGGAAUAUUAGGUUUUGAACAAUUCAUUGUUCUUAUAGGUUACAAGAUGGCGAAUUUUGUGGUCGGAUAUGAGUGUUUGUGCAUGGUGCCAUCAGAAAUUGUUCGUUUUCUAUAUGAAAUCCAGAAAGUUUAUUUCAAAA